Molecule: messenger RNA, 1509 nt
Organism: Thelazia callipaeda (thelaziosis nematode)
Lineage: Eukaryota; Metazoa; Nematoda; Chromadorea; Rhabditida; Thelaziidae
Source: the annotation of a GenBank genome assembly
AUGGCUAGGUCGACUCAAGAAAACGAUAGAUGGCGACAAUUUUGCAUGCAGUAUGCGAAAUCGGUGGCAUUCAAAUUUGCGGAAAGUUGGCAGCAGUAUUCAAGAAAUGCCGGAACACCUUCGAGAAAUCUUGAUGUCUCCGAAGUAGUGCAUCAGUUUACUAGCACACUCACAGACGAGUUAAGUGAGAGAUUGCUAACUACACCGAAGGUCGUCUUCCCUUCUACCACUUGUUCUCAAACGAAUGCUUCAAGUGAUGGAAUAUCUUCUGCUGGGAUGGUUGCUCAGAGCAACAACGUCAACUAUCGUGAUCGUUCAUGUGAUUGGAGGUCAUUGAACGAGUAUGAACGACCUGCUAGUAUUGCCGAAAUUUCCUGGAUGUCGCGGUCGAGAUCCGAGGUGGCUUCAAGAGGAUGCAGCAUGGUGGCAGAAUCAAUGAAUCAGCAACAGUCAGCAAGCUCCCAUUCUAGUCGACCUUCAUCCAAACGGCUUUCCUGGUUUCGAUCACAUUUUCAAGCUAAAACGUCAGUUGAACUGAUUCGGGAAGGUAGUGUAAGAUAUAUGAGCGGUUUCGAAUUAGAAACUAAACAGUGGCGGAAAUGCAGACUCUGCUUAGUUAAAACAGCUGGAGGAUAUUUGUUGGAAUUUUAUUCGCCACCUAAAAGUAAUCGAGCGAAAUCUGGCAUUUUUUGUUUUCUUAUAAUGGAAGUCAGGGAAACAACACCAUUAGAAUUCGAAGAAGGAAAUGAGUUAAUAUUCGCCAUUCGUGGUUAUAACGAUACGGAAUAUGUCAUCAAAGCGAAGAAUGCAGAAGACUGUCAGCAGUGGUUAUCUGUGAUACGUGGUUGCAUGUCAGAAAAUGAUCCAAACACUUCUCAAAGGUUUAUGCGGCAACCAUCUGCUCCUCCAAUCAGUUCCAGUAAUCGAAGAGUUUUCUCGUCAAGAUCUUUAAAUAAUGUGCAUUCGAUGGCAUCAACGGGAAUAGAUACUCGAAUUCCAUUAUUGACACAUACUUUCCCUUCGGGACUUGAACUUUACCCAUGGUUUCAUGCACGUUUGUCUCGUAGUAUAAGUGCGCGACUAGUACUCCAUAAUGGAGUUGAUGGGCAUGGCUUAUUUCUUGUGCGUCAAAGCGAGACACGCCCUGGUGAAUUCGUAUUGACAUUUAAUUGUCAAGGCAAAGCUAAACAUGUAAGGAUUGUGAUGAUGCCUGAUGGGGAAUGUCGCAUUCAUCAGAUGAUUUUCGAGACAAUGAUCGAUCUCCUGGAAUAUUUCCGAAACAAUCCGAUACCUCUCGAAAGUUCAUCUACUCCACCUAUACUUCUCAGCGAAUAUGUUAUUUGUUGGCGUCGACGGUCAUUAGCAUCACUUGACUUGGAUGUUCGAGAUUUUCUUACUCAUUCUGGUUCGGUUCGGUUGGAUAUUCGUGCUCUAGAAGAGCUCGUACGUCACACGCAACGUAAUCGACAGCAUCGCUCAAUGACUACUAAUACUUAUCGUUAUCAAUAA